Entamoeba invadens IP1 is the source of this 663-nucleotide messenger RNA. Its product is annotated as deoxyguanosine kinase, putative. Bases 1 to 663 code for a protein of 220 amino acids. Gene Ontology annotation, molecular function: deoxynucleoside kinase activity. Gene Ontology annotation, cellular component: cytoplasm; mitochondrion. The record is from RefSeq and is a predicted model, not a curated record. The transcript has a single exon. Lineage: Eukaryota; Evosea; Mastigamoebida; Endamoebidae.
AUGCCUUACAUCCAAGGACCAAACAAGAAAGUUUCUUUUUUGAUAAUAACAGGUGGUGUAGGUGUUGGCAAGUCAACACUCAUUCAUCGUUUAGAGACACUCUAUCAAAAUAAAAUUGGGAUUGUCAAAGAAUUCAUCGACUUUUCGCCAACAAAAGGAAAAGCAUACUUAGAAGACUUUCUCAGAGGAAAAAUGAACUGUUUUGAGUUUCAGUGCUUUGUUUUGGAUUGUUACAAUCAACAACUCAAAGUAUUAUGUAGCACAAAGAGCAUUGUUGUGUUAGAAAGAGGUCCAUUUGAUUCGGUUGGUGUUUUCACAAAACAAAGUUUAGUCGAUGGUGGAAUCACACAAGACGGUUAUGACAGACUAAUGCAGAAAGUCAGAGAGCUUGAAACCCAAUAUGGAAUACCCUCAUCUUCUCAUUUGAAAAUAGAAAGAAAGGAUAUGGCUACUCUAGAUGAAGAAAGUGUAUUCAACUCAAUAAAAAACAACAUUUUUAAAACUGUAGAAAACUCAUCAGACUUACUUGUCUACUUGUAUUCUUCCAACCCACAGAAACAACUUCAGAACAUUGCAAAAAGAGGGAGACCCGAAGAAAGAAAUUACAACAUAGAUUAUAUGCUUAAAAUAAAUCAAGCAUAUGCAGACCUAUUUUCUGCUUGA